This is a messenger RNA of Trichechus manatus latirostris (Florida manatee), 2960 nucleotides long. RefSeq names its product potassium channel tetramerization domain containing 19 (gene KCTD19). NCBI's taxonomy places the organism in Eukaryota, Metazoa, Chordata, Mammalia, Sirenia, Trichechidae. The record is from RefSeq and is a predicted model, not a curated record. The transcript is spliced from 16 exons. Bases 46 to 2820 code for a protein of 924 amino acids. Gene Ontology annotation, biological process: protein homooligomerization.
CUGCCCGGGUCGCGCGCCUGCCCGCUCGCCGCAGCAGCCGGGAAUAUGGAGGAGCCUGGCAUGCCUCAUGAAUCAGCAGAGGAUUUAUUUCAUUUCAACGUUGGGGGCUGGCAUUUCUCAGUUCCCAGAAGCAAACUCGCUCAAUUCCCUGACUCCCUGCUGUGGAAAGAGGCUUUGGCCUUGACCUCUUCUGAAAGUCAGCGGCUAUUCAUCGACAGAGAUGGGUCCACGUUUAGGCACGUGCACUAUUACCUCUACACCUCCAAACUCUCCUUUUCCAGUUGUGCAGAACUGAACCUGCUCUAUGAGCAAGCACUGGGUUUGCAGCUGAUGCCUUUGCUGCAGACUCUAGAUAAUCUGAAGGAAGGAAAACACCAUCUACGUGUGCGGCCUGCAGACAUACCUGUUGCUGAGAGAGCAUCUUUGAACUACUGGCGAACGUGGAAAUGUAUCAGCAAACCCUCAGAAUUUCCUAUAAAAAGCCCAGCCUUCACAGGCCUACAUGAUAAGGCGCCUUUGGGGCUCAUGGACACACCACUGUUAGACACUGAAGAGGAAGUGCACUACUGCUUCCUGCCCCUCAACCUGGUAGCCAAGUAUCCGAGCCUGGUAACUGAAGACAACCUGCUGUGGCUGGCUGAGACUGUGGCCCUGAUUGAGUGCGAGUGCAGCGAGUUCCGCUUCAUCGUGAACUUUCUCCGCUCACAGAAGAUUUUACUACCAGAUAAUUUCUCCAACAUAGAUGUGUUAGAAGCGGAAGUGGAAAUUCUGGAAAUCCCUGAGCUCACUGAAGCCAUAAGCUUGUACCGGAUGAAUAUGGGUGGCUGUUCCCGGACCUCCUGCCCUCCCUUGAGCCCUGGGAAGGGGGGUCGCACAGCUGGCCUGGAGUCCGUGAAGCCCCUGUACGUGAUGGCCCUCGGUCUGCUCGUCAAGUAUCCAGACUCCGCGCUAGGACAGCUGCGUAUUGAGAGCACGCUGGAUGGAAGUAGACUGUACAUCACGGGGAACGGGGUCCUCUUCCAGCACGUCAAGAACUGGCUGGGGACUUGCCGACUGCCCCUGACUGAGACCAUUUCUGAGGUGUAUGAGCUCUGUGCCUUCCUGGACAAGAGGGACAUCACCUACGAGCCAAUGAAAGUGGCUCUGAAGACUCAUCUGGAGCCAAGGACUCUGGCGCCCAUGGAUGUGCUCAAUGAGGAGCGGACAGCAGAAAUCACUGUGUAUUCUCCUCAGCAGAUCGUCAAAGUUUACGUUGGAAGCCACUGGUACGCAACCACUCUGCAGACCCUGCUGAAGUAUCCAGAACUGCUGUCCAACACUCAGAGAGUGUACUGGAUCACCUAUGGACAGACCCUGCUGAUCCACGGCGAUGGCCAGAUGUUCCGACAUGUCCUCAACUUCCUGAGACUUGGAAAACUGUUUUUACCAUCUGAAUUUAAGGAAUGGCCCCUCUUCUGCCAGGAAGUGGAGGAAUACCAGAUUCCAUCCCUCUCAGAAGCCCUUGCCCAAUGUGAGGCAUACAAGUCAUGGAUCCAGGAGAAAGAAUCUGAAAAUGAAGAAGCUUUUCCCAUCAGGAGAUUGCACGUGGUGACAGAAGGGCCAGGGUCAGUGGUGGAGUUCAGCAGAGAUGCCAAAGAGACCACAAGCUGCAUGCCUGUGGAGUUCCAAGACUGCAGUGACAGGACAACAUGGAACAAGGCCAAGGGGACCCUGACCAGGUCCAGCCAGAUGGAGGAGGCUGAGCAGCACACCCGGACCAUCCAGGUGUCCCUGUGCCGAGCUACCAAGAGGGCGGGCAACCCCAGCACAUAUUCACACUGCCCUGGCCUCUGUGCCAACCCCAAACACUGGGAGGGCCACCCUGAGAGUCCCCCCAAGAAGAAGUGUGCCACAAUCAACCUCACACAGAAAUCUGAAACCAAAGACCCUCCUGUCACACCCAUGCAAAAACUCAUCUCCCUGGUGAGGGAGUGGGACAUGGUCAAUUGCAAGCAGUGGGAAUUCCAGCCACAGAUAGCCCCCCGGAGCAACUCGGAGGAGGAGGCUGCCCUGCAGGGAAGUGAGGCUGCUUCCCAGCCCAGCACCUCAGCUGCCUGGAAAACCCAUUACACAGGCUCCAAGAAAGACCCCAGUCCACAGGGAGGGGCUGGAGCUGGAGCCAAAGACAAGGGACCAGAGCCAACCUUCAAGCCAUACUUCCCCAUAAAAAGAGCUGUCACCUUGAACAACUGGGGCAAGCAGAGGUCAAAGGAGAGAGAAAACCCUGCCCCUGAGCAGCCCCUGCCUGAGGCCAGUGAAGUGGACAGUGCUGGGAUCAUCCUCAAAGUGACCCACCCCCCCGUGGUGGGCAGCGAUGGCUCCUGCAUGUUCUUUGAGGAAAGCAUCGUGUAUACUACACAGAUGGACCACCUCAGGCACAUGCCGCCCACAGCCAGCGCCCAGCCCCGAGAGGUGACUUUCUUGAGUUUCUCUCUGUCCUGGGAAGAGAUGUUUUAUGCACAGAAAUGUCACCGCUUCCUGACUGACAUCAUCCUGGAUUCCAUCAGACAAAAGGACCCCAAAGCCAUCACGGCCAAGGUGGUGUCCCUGGCCAACCGGCUGUGGACCCUGCAUAUCAGCCCCAAGCAGUUUGUGGUGGACUUGCUGGCCAUCUCCGGCUUCAAGGAUGACCGGCACACCCAGGAACGCCUGUACAGCUGGGUGGAGCUCACACUGCCUUUCGCCAGGAAAUAUGGCCGCUGUGUGGACCUGCUCAUCCAGAGGGGCCUGUCUCGGUCUGUCUCCUACUCGAUCCUGGGCAAGUACUUACAAGAGGGCUAGGGUGCCCAGAGAUGUUGCCCCACAGACCACCACUGGCCAAGGCUCAUUUUAACUGAGAAUGCCCCCAGAAAGCAUGUGCCCAGCCGAGGGUGUUUGUUAGUCUACUUUUUAUUGUAAACAAAUAAAAGAGUAAACCACAA